This is a messenger RNA of Acanthochromis polyacanthus (spiny chromis), 4157 nucleotides long. RefSeq names its product NLR family CARD domain-containing protein 3-like. The coding region runs from base 80 to 3130 and encodes 1016 amino acids. Gene Ontology annotation, molecular function: protein binding. NCBI's taxonomy places the organism in Eukaryota, Metazoa, Chordata, Actinopteri, Pomacentridae. The transcript has 8 exons. The record is from RefSeq and is a predicted model, not a curated record.
CUCUUUUUCUGUCAGAACUGAGCAUCAGAUUUUAGGAUACUCUUCUUCAAGUUUUGGAUCUGCGGAAGGCGACCUGCCAAUGGAUUUACUUUUUGAAUAUGAACAGCCUGAAGUUUCAAAGCUGUAUUAUCUAGAAGGAGAAAAAUUCCCCCGACGGAUGCGUGCAUCUGCAUACCCUUCAAUGGACGAUGUAUUUAAGCGUCUUGAGCAGAAGAUUGUUUCUUUUGUUCGGAACGAGCUGAUGGGGUUCCAGAGAGUUCUAAGUCCAGGAGAUCCAGAGAACUUAGAGAGACGAGAUGAAGAGGAGGAGGAGGUUGAUGGUGAAGAGGAGGAAGAAAGGAGGAGCAUCAGAGAUGCAUUUCUGAAGAUCACACGCCAUUUCCUGCAAAAAAUGAACCAGAAGCAACUGGCUGACUAUCUGCAGAGCAAAACUCUUGGGGCCAUGUGCCAGCGUCAACUGAAAUCAAACCUGAAGAAGAAGUUUCAGUGUGUGUUUGAGGGAAUCCCUAAAGCAGGACAUCCAACCCUUCUGAAUGAGAUCUACACAGAGCUCUACAUCACAGAGGGAGGAACUGUGGGGGUCAGCGAUCAACACGAGAUCAGACAGAUUGAAACAGCGUCCAGGAAACCAGCUGCACCGGAAACAACAAUCAGAUGUGAAGACAUCUUUAAACCCUCACCUGAAAGAGGUGAACCAAUCAGAACAGUGAUGACAAAGGGAGUGGCUGGCAUCGGGAAAACCGUCUUAACGCAGAAGUUUGCUCUGGACUGGGCUGAAGGCAAAGGCAACCAGGACAUCCAGUUUACAUUUCCAUUCACUUUCAGAGAGCUGAAUCUGCUGAAGGAGAAACAGUUCAAUUUAGUGAGCCUUGUUCAUCACUUCUUUCCUGAAACCAAAGAAGCAGGAAUCAGCAGAUUUGAGGAAUUCAAGGUGGUGUUCAUCUUUGACGGUCUGGAUGAGUGUCGUCUUCCUCUGGAUUUCAACAGCAACGAGAUUCUGACUGAUGUUACAGAGUCCACUUCAGUGGAUGUGCUGCUGACAAACCUCAUGAAGGGGAAGCUGCUUCCUUCUGCUCGCCUCUGGAUAACCACAAGACCUGCAGCAGCCAAUCAGAUCCCUCCUGAGUGUGUUGACAGGGUGACAGAGGUCCGAGGGUUCAAUGACGCACAGAAGGAAGAGUACUUCAAGAAGAAAUUCACAGAAGAAGAGAAGGCCCGCAGAAUUAUCUCCCACAUCAAGAAACAAAACCUUUUCAUCAUGUGCCACAUCCCAGUCUUCUGCUGGAUCACUGCCACGGUUCUGGAGGAAACGAUGAAAACCGGAGAGGGAGGAGAGCUGCCUAAGACUCUGACGGAGAUGUACAGCCACAACCUGGUGGUUCAGGCCAAACUGAAGAAUGUCAAAUAUGAUGGAGCAGCUGAGACAGAUCCACACUGGACUCCAGAUACGAUUAAGAUGAUUGAGUCUUUGGGAAAACUGGCUUUUGAGCAACUCCAUAGAGGCAACCUGAUCUUCUAUGAAUCCGACCUAAAAGAGUGUGGUAUUGACAUCAGAACGGCCUCGGUGUACUCAGGAGUGUUCACGCAGAUCUUCAUAGAGGAGAGAGGACUGUACCAGGACAAGGUCUACUGUUUCGUUCAUCUGAGCGUUCAGGAGUUUCUGGCUGCUUUUCAUGUCCAUCAGACAUUCAUCAACACUGGUGUCAAUCUGAUGACAGAGGAACAAUCACCCUCCAGUUCUGCUUCACAGAGAGACAAAGCUGAACUCUUCUACCAGAGUGCUGUAGACAAGGCCCUACAGAGCCCAAAUGGACACCUGGACCUGUUCCUUCGCUUCCUCCUGGGUCUUUCACUGCAAACCAAUCAAAGUCUUCUAAAAGGUUUAAUGACAGGAAGCAGCUCACUGAAGAAUCAGGGAACAAUCCAGUACAUCAAGAAGAAGUUAAAUGAGGACAUGUCUCCUGAGAGGUGCAUCAACCUAUUUCACUGUCUGAGGGAGCUGAAUGAUAGUUCUCUAGUGGAGGAGAUCCAGCAAUUCCUGAGAUCAGGAAGAAUUCCCACAGAUAAACUGUCUACUGCUCAAUGGUCAGCUUUGGUCUUCAUCUUGUUAUCUUCAGAAAAAGAUCUGGAUGAGUUUGACCUGAAGAAAUAUUCUGGUUCAGAGGAGGCUCUGCUGAGGCUGCUGCCUGUUGUCAAAGCCUCCACCAAAGCUGUGCUGAGUUGUUGUAACCUGUCAGAGAGAAGCUGUGAAGCUCUGGCCUCAAUUCUCCGUUCACCAUCCUCCAGUCUGAAUGACCUGGACCUGAGCAACAACGACCUGCAGGAUGCUGGAGUAAAGCUGCUCUGCAAAGGGCUGCAGUGUCCACAAUGUACGCUGGAAACUCUCAGGCUCUCAGGGUGUCUGAUCACAGAGGAAGGCUGCGGCUCUUUGGUUUCAACUCUGACAUCCAACCCGUCCCGUCUGAGAGAGCUGGACCUCAGCUACAAUCAUCUAGGAGACUCAGCAGCAACGCUGUUUGCAACCUGUAGACUGGAAACCCUAAAGUUAGACCCUGGUGGAAAGCAGAUGUUGAAAUCUGGUCUCAGAAAAUAUGCCUGUGAACUCACACUGGACACAAACACAGCUCACAGACAACUCGAACUGUCUGACAACAACAGAAAGGUGACAGUGAGGACAGACGAGCAGCCGUAUCCUGAUUGUCCAGACAGGUUCGACUUCUGGUGCCAGGUUCUGUGUACAGAUGGGUUGUCAACAGCUGGUCGCUUUUACUGGGAGGUUGAGCGGGAAGGAGUGGUUCAUAUAGCGGUGACUUACAAAGGAAUCCAGAGGAAAGGAGCAUAUGAUGAUCCCUGUCUUGGGAGAAACGAUCAGUCCUGGAGUCUGAGGUGUUCUGAUGACGAUUACUCUCUAUGGCACAACAACAAGAGAACAUCUAUCUAUGUUCCUUCAUCCAGACGAGUGGGAGUGUACCUGGACUGGCCUGCAGGCACUCUGUCCUUUUAUAAAGUGUCCUCUGACAGACUCAGACACCUCCACACCGUCCGUACCACCUUCACUGAGCCUCUCUUUCCUGCUUUCAAGAUUAAACCUGGGCAGUUGAAUUCCUCUGUGUCUUUGUGUCAGAUAUAAAAAGAGAGGUAGAAACUGCAGAAACUCCAGCAGAAAAUUUCCUUUUUCAGGACAGAAUCUGUUAGCCAGUUUGGACCACUGAAAUACAUGCCGUUUGCUCCUGAUCCAUUCUAUUCAUUUAAUACUCAGUGAAAGGCCACACACCGUCAAGCUUGAGCUCGUUCACUCCUGGAGGCUGCCCAGUACGACCCCAGUCUGACCUACUGCCCACUGACCAGUACCAGCUGAACAGCUGAGAUCAAGGAUCUUUCUCAUAAUCGCCAAAAUAAUGGCAUUCAUCAGAGACAGAAACUGUAAAAUGAGAAAGAAGCAUCAGAUUUUUAGCUUUCAGAUGGUCUUUGAAUAUGUUGUGUGGGACUUAUGGUUCCAUCAGGAACAAUAAUCAUGUCUUAAAAGCUUAAAAUUGUGACAUUUCAUCAGUGUCACUUUAUUCUAGCUAUUCUAUUCAGAAAUUUGCUGAAAAUAAAAUUCAGCUUUUUAUGAACUCUUGCUUUUUGGGCCACACAUUUGACCACUUGGUUAAUCUGUUUUUCACUCUACUGGCAUGAAUUUGUUAUUUCGGUCCAAUAGGUGCAAAGAUUUUAAUGAAGGUGAUGAUAUAAGUCUGUUUUAGAUGUAAUGUUACACAUGUGAUUUUACAUGUAAAUGGCUGAUUGUAGACACAGUUGUGAUUUGUUAGGCAAAGCUUAUCUUACCAACCAUCAGGUGACAAAAAAUAAAAUAAAAACAAAAAUCAGUGACUUGUCAGGUGAAUUGCAGGUUGUGUUUUUACAGAGCAGAGAGGAAGGACAAAAGAGAUUGAGAGGAAAAUAAAACUUACUUGAUCAAUAAAAUCAGUAAGUCACACAGUAAAGGAUGCUGUUAGUAAGUUGUUGGACGAUAAAUUCAGCAUGGUGAAAUAUCUCCGAGUUGAUGUGGAAUCACCGUUUUCUUUCAGUGCUGGUAAUUCCUUUGGACACUUUAAAAAUGUUGAACAUAUUGAUUCCAGAUUCUUCAAUUUUUGUAAAACAGUUUAAAUGAAAAAAUG